This is a messenger RNA of Alternaria atra, 1845 nucleotides long. RefSeq lists its product as uncharacterized. The transcript has a single exon. Bases 1 to 1845 code for a protein of 614 amino acids. NCBI's taxonomy places the organism in Eukaryota, Fungi, Ascomycota, Dothideomycetes, Pleosporales, Pleosporaceae. The record is from RefSeq and is a predicted model, not a curated record.
AUGACACGAAAACGCCACAAAACUUCGCGCUCUCACAGUCAGUCUUAUCAGUACAAAGAGCUGCCUCAAGAUGGAUCCUUCCGCUACAUUAUCCUUCACCGUGGCACAGGCAAUGACCCACUCAGAUGCAGUUUACGGACAGCGCCUUUAUCAAAAACGAAAUUUGAGGCUAUUUCGUACGUCUGGGGAAAGAGCAAGAAGAACAAAAAGAUCAUCUGCGAUGACCGCAUCAUCAAGAUCACGAAGAGUUUGUCCAAUGUGCUAAGACGCGUCCGACUUCCUUAUAGACGGCGUAAGCUAUGGGCUGAUGGGAUCUGUAUCAAUCAAGAUGAUCUCGAUGAGAAAGGCCAUCAAGUUGCGAUCAUGGGGGAUAUUUACCGCUCAGCAAAGUGUGUUCUGAUCUGGGUUGGAUCCAUCGAUGAUGGCCAUGGGCCGCAACUGUGCUCUUUGUUAGACGACGUCAAUCGGAUGAUAGACGAUACUUGCAAGCAGAUCGACAUGUCGUGGGACUCUUUUCCCUAUCCUGAGGAGAACGAUCCUAUUUUGUCGGACUCCCGAUGGACAUCUCUAUUUCAUCUUUUCCAUCAAGAUUGGUUCAAGCGCGGUUGGGUUGUCAGGGAAGCGGCCUUCGCGCAGUAUGGUCUGGUCAUCUGGCACCAAAGCGAGUUUGACUGGGAAGAGUUGAUGCGCGUAUAUUCGUGGCAGUUUCGCCGUGCAGAAUCGCAAUUUUAUGCACUUGGAUUCCACACUACGUCAAUUCAAAGCCAUUACGAUGCUUUCAGACACCGCAAUAAGAUCUUGGACAAAAUCUUCAGAGCUGAGCAAGAUUACAUGCCGCAAUCCGUUUUAGAAGACCUUGACAUCGCGAGAGUGCUGAAACUGUCAGAUCCGCGCGACAGAAUUUACGCUUUUGUGGAAUUGUCAGAAGAUCCUAAAUGGGUGGGUAGCACACAGCCUGACUACAAUCUAGCACCUACGGAAGUGUAUCGGCUAUUUGCAAUACAGUACAUACAAGUAACGAAGAGUACCCGACCAUUAGACUAUGUUGCUCAUGGACUCGAUGUUGGUUCUGUUGAUAUACCUUCAUGGGUACCCCGCUGGGAUAUCGUUUGGUGGUCUAUUGCGUCAAAGAUUCCAAAUUAUGGCGUACCGCUCAGUUCCCGCGACGGAUCCUUUAGUGAGCCGAAAAUCAUGCACGAUGGGGUUCUUUCCGUAAAGGGCGUUAUUACAGAUUAUGUACGAUAUAUUUCAGAUGCCUUCGAAUUUAAUACAACGACAACGCAAAUAAUGAGUGCGCUAUGGAAAACUAUGAGUCACAUGCUUGAGAACUCACCUUACGGGUCUUCUCGUAGAAUGGACGCCUUCUUUGAUGCUUUGACCCUUGGUAUACACUACGGGCCGUGGACACAGUGGCGGCAAUGGAGAGCUUCGUUCAUGGCAUAUAUCGAAGCCGAGCACGGGGUGUUUGCUACCAGCCAACAAUCCUACCAUGAGCACCUGUCACCAGACGAUAGCAGCUUUUUGGAGCAGUUUCUCGAUCCUAUAGGGCAAAAAUUGGGCGGUUCCCGAUUCAUCGUCACGAACCGCGGAUACAUGGGUUUAGCUCCAGUUGUUACCCAAACAGGAGAUACAUGUGGGAUCAUCUUCGGUUGCCACAUACCUUGCAUUCUACGACAAGUCGCUCAGGAAAAACACUAUAAGUUUCUUGGAGGAACAUAUCUGAUGGGGAAGCAGGGGUACGAAUUAGCAGGAGGUAGUGUUCAAUUCGUUGACCCGCUGGGCCACGAUGAUAGCAAAGAUUGGGUAGAAUGGGAUGUAGAAGAACAGGAUAUUUACUUAGUCUGA